Molecule: messenger RNA, 2145 nt
Organism: Fraxinus pennsylvanica
Lineage: Eukaryota; Viridiplantae; Streptophyta; Magnoliopsida; Lamiales; Oleaceae
Source: the annotation of a GenBank genome assembly
AUGGGAUGUGUUGCUUCAAAGUUGGAAGAAGAAGAGGAAGUGGUGGCUAUAUGUAGGGAGAGAAAACACCAGCUGAAGUUUGCUGUAGAUAGAAGAUAUGCACUGGCUGAGGCACAUUACAGAUACUGUAAAUCGCUCUUUGGUGUCUCCGCCGCCAUUAGUCUCUUUGUUGCUCGCCAUUCUUCGCCACCGGCACCAUUUUCCAUUAGCUUUCCACCACCUUCUUUCCCCUCUCCUCCAAAAGAAAAUGUGGUUUCUAACCCUUUGUUUCUCCAGCAAACACCAUCUGAACCCACCAAAGAAGCCAUUGCUUGUGAAUCCUGCAGUUGUUCAACAAGUUCAGAGUCUUCUGAGGAAGAAUAUGAGGAAAAGCUUGAGAAAGAAGAGCCACAGGUUUGUGGGUAUUUCUACAUGGACAUGCCUCAGACAAUGACUUCACCUGCAAGAGAUUUUGGUUGGGAUUUCUUUAACCCUUUUAAUAAUGUAACAAGGCCAGAGAUAAUAAGUGGUUAUAAUAGGAUUUCUGAGGAGGAUUUGAGGGUAGUGAGGGAACAAGAAGGAAUUCCUGAGCUUGAAGAAGAAGAGGAAGAGGAAGAGGAAAGAAUGGAAGGACAGAGAAAAGUUGUGGAGAGUGAAGAAAAGCACGAUUUUGAGCACGAAGAUACCGAGAUUGAGGCCGUGAAGGCGGUGGUUGGUGGUGGUGCUAGUGUAAGCCAGGCGGCGGAGCAGCUGCAGAAGGGUUUGACUGUGAUUGACACACCCGUGAGAGGGAGGGAGCUGUUGGAAGCACUAAAAGAUAUUGAAGACCACUUUGUUAGGGCUUAUGAUUCUGGCAAGGAUGUCUCAAGGAUGCUGGAGUGCAACAGGGUCCAUCUACAGACUAAUCUGGAUGAAAUAAAAGAGAAUUCAACAAAACUAAUCCAAGCUAUUCCGUGGAGGUCUGCUUCUCGAUCUUCGUCAUGUAAGAGUCUUGUUGCGUCUAGUUCCAAGAACUCUUCGACAUGGAAAGAAUUUAACAAUGAUCUGUUUGAUGAUUAUGGAGGAAUGGCUUCUGGAAGCCAUUCAUUGACACUAGGAAGGCUAUAUGCUUGGGAAAAAAAACUCUAUGAAGAGGUCAAGGAUGGAGAUAGAAUUCGGAAAAUAUAUGAAAGCAAAUGCAAUCAACUAAGAAAUCAAGAUGCUAGAGGAGAUGAAGGACUGGCAGUGGACAAAACCAGAGCAGCAGUAAAAGAUUUAUAUAGCAGGAUCCUUGUCGCAAUUCGAAGUGCUGAAACAAUAUCGAACAAAAUCGAGAAACUCAGAGAUGAAGAACUCUUGCCCCAAGUCAAUGAACUUCUACAAGGCAUGGUGAAAACUUGGAAAAUUAUGUUGGAGUCCCAUGAAAUCCAGAACAAGAUCAUGCAAGAAGUGAAGCUUUUUACCUGCCCUUCGUACGGAAAAUUUUGCAAUGAAUCUCACCGGCGCGCUACACUUCAGCUGGAAACAGAGCUUUUGAAUUGGCGUGCAUGUUUCGCAGAAUACAUUACCGCCCAGAAAGCCUACAUCAAGGCCCUCCAUGGAUGGCUGGCUAAGUUUGUCGUCCCUGAAGUUAAAUUCUACUCUAGAGGCACGAGUUCGACUCCAUGUUAUUUAAAUGGGCCCCCACUUCUUGUGAUUUGUCGAGAUUGGUUGGCUUCCAUGGACAAGUUGCCGGACAAGGUAGUUUCUUUUGCUCUGAAAAACUGCAGCAUGGAUGUUAGAGCUUUGUGGGUGCGAAAAGGAGAGGAACAGCAACAAAAAAGGAAAGUUGACAAUCUAUCCCGAGAACUGGACAGAAAGAUUCUGGCAUUUCAAAAGAUUGAGAAUAACAGGUUUGAUUUCAAACUCACUGACCACAACACAGAGCAAGCGAUUGAGCAUCGGGAUGAAUACUUGAAAGAAAAGGACAUGCUGGACAAUUUCCGGAAAAGGGUUGAUCUGGAGAAGGAAAAACACCAUAACUGCGUGCAAGAAACUGAGAGGAUUACUUUAAAUGGAUUUCAGGGAGGGUUUAAUAAAGUUUUCGAGUCUAUGACAGAAUUUUCCAAGGCUGCUUUAAGUAUGUAUAGUGACUUGUUAAACAACAUUGUGAAUGCCGAGAAAGUUGGCAAACCGAUCCCGUAUUGA